Limanda limanda (common dab) is the source of this 4512-nucleotide messenger RNA. It is a transcript of the gene dnmt3bb.1, whose product is annotated as DNA (cytosine-5-)-methyltransferase 3 beta, duplicate b.1. Gene Ontology annotation, biological process: negative regulation of transcription by RNA polymerase II. Gene Ontology annotation, molecular function: DNA (cytosine-5-)-methyltransferase activity, acting on CpG substrates; DNA binding. Lineage: Eukaryota; Metazoa; Chordata; Actinopteri; Pleuronectiformes; Pleuronectidae. The transcript has 22 exons. Gene Ontology annotation, cellular component: nucleus. The coding region runs from base 186 to 2642 and encodes 818 amino acids. The record is from RefSeq and is a predicted model, not a curated record.
ACCUCCGCUCUGACAUUUUGAACCUGCACCUCGCACAGACCCUCAGGACCCAGCACCUCCUCCUUCUCCUCCUCCUCUCCUCACCUCCUCCCCUCAGCACCUCCUCUCUUCUCCUCUCCUCCUCCCCUCAGCACCUCCUCUCUUCUCCUCCUGCAGCCGUGGAGGAGCAGCACGCGGGCGUCGUUAUGUUAGAAACGGAGGCGGGACAAACUCUGGACCAGUCGACGGCGACGCCUUCAAACAAGUUCCCUGCUGCUAACGUGGAGGAGAGCAACAACAUGGCUGCUGCUGCGGCGGUGAUCGGAGACACGCCUCCAGCCGACGGCCUGUCAGAGAACGACAGCGGCGUGGAGCUGACCAAUGAGAACAGCCCGCUGACCGCCGCCGAGCCGCCGUCCCCCUUCAGCCCCAAACAGCACGGAGACGCAGCCUCACCCCAAGACGACAACCAGUGUUCGAGAGGAAACAGGAAAAGAACCAAGAAGAGUUCAGAGGAUGAGGAAACGACCUGGGACUCCUACAGCGAGGAAAAGGCCUCUGGACCUCAGUCGGGUUUGAGACAGACGCCUCGACCCAGAACCAUCUUCCAGGCCGGUCUGACGCCGCACGCCAAGGCUCGCAGGCCCAACCGGAAACAGGAGCACGUCUUGUCACUGUGUGCGGUCGGGUCCCGGGUGGUGGCGCUCAUGUCCGGCGACGCCCCCUCGUCCCCUCGCCUGGACCUGACGGAGCAGGACUCCAAAGACUCGGCUCAGAGCAGCAGCACCGUGUCCAGCUCCGAGGCCCAGCCCGAGUACAGCGACAACAAAGGCUUUGGCAUCGGCGAGCUGGUGUGGGGGAAGAUCAAAGGCUUCUCCUGGUGGCCCGGCAUCGUGGUCACGUGGCGAGCGACCGGCAAGAGGCAGGCGGGCCACGGCAUGAGGUGGCUGCAGUGGUUCGGAGACGGCAAGUUCUCAGAGGUCUCUGCAGACAAGCUGGACUCCAUCACCGCCUUCCCCAAGUUCUUCAGCCAGGCGUCCUACACCAAGCUGGCGUCCUACCGCCGGGCCGUGUUCCAGGCUCUGGAGAUGUCCAGUAUCCGGGCGGAGCAGACCUUCCCCCCCUGUGAGUCGGACCCCCCCGAGGACCAGGUGAAGCCCAUGCUGGACUGGGCCAACGCCGGCUUCCUGCCCAAAGGGGAGGAGGGACUCCGACCCACGCACGGCGCCAACAGCAACCCUCUGGACCACCAGGUCCUGGACGUGUCUCUGCCCGAGUACUUCCCCAGCGCCAAGCGGCCCCGGGUCAGCCUGUGUAAGAGCAAGGCCGCGCCCGAGGAGUCCUUCUGCAGAGAGCAAAUGGUGAAUGAAGUUCUGAAGAAUAAUUGUAGUAUUGAAGAGUUCUGUCUCUCCUGUGGGAGGAGGAGAGCGGCAACGUUCCACCCGCUGUUUGAAGGAGGCCUGUGCCAAACAUGCAAGGAUGUGUACCUGGAGAUGUCCUACAUGUACGAUGACGAUGGCUACCAGUCGUACUGCACCGUGUGCUGCGGAGGUCGAGAGGUUCUGCUCUGUGGCAACGCCAACUGCUGCAGGUGUUUCUGCGUGGACUGCCUGGACAUCCUGGUCGGACCCGGGACCUCUGACAGCGCUCGCUACCUGGACCCGUGGAGAUGCUACAUGUGUCAGCCGCCGCUGCAGGACGGCAGCCUGCGGCGCCGCGACGACUGGAGCCUCAAGCUGCAGGAGUUCUUCGCCAACGACCACGGACAGGAGUUUGAGCAACCGAAGAAUUACCCAGCAGUCCCUGCGGAGCAGAGGCGACCAAUCAGAGUGCUCUCCCUGUUCGACGGCAUCGCCACAGGGUACCUGGUUCUGAGGGAUCUGGGCUUCAAGGUGGACCAGUACGUGGCGUCGGAGGUGUGCGAGGACUCCAUCUCAGUGGGCGUGGUCAGACAUGAAGGAAAGAUCCAGUACGUCCAUGAUGUGAGGAACAUCUCCAAGAAGGAUCUUCUAGAGUGGGGUCCGUUUGACCUGGUGAUCGGAGGAAGUCCCUGCAACGACCUGUCCAUCGUCAACCCUGCGAGGAAAGGUCUCUACGAGGGAACCGGGAGGUUGUUCUUCGAGUUCUACCGGCUGCUGAGCGAAGCCCGGCCCAAGGAAGGAGAGGACCGGCCGUUCUUCUGGAUGUUUGAGAACGUGGUCGCCAUGGGCGUCAACGACAAGAGGGACAUCUCCCGAUUCCUGGAGUGCAACCCUGUGAUGAUCGAUGCCAUCGACGUCUCUGCUGCUCACCGUGCACGAUACUUCUGGGGAAACUUGCCAGGGAUGAACAGGCCGCUGUGUGCGUCGGGCAUGGACAAGCUGGAGCUGCAGGACUGUCUGGAUCACGGCCGAGUGGCAAAGUUUGGAAAAGUUCGAACCAUCACCACUCGUUCCAACUCCAUCAAACAGGGGAAAGACCAGCACUUCCCUGUGAUGAUGAACGGGAAGGAGGACAUCCUGUGGUGCACGGAGCUGGAGAGGAUCUUCGGUUUCCCGGUCCACUACACAGACGUGUCCAACAUGGGUCGCGGCGCCCGACAGAAGCUGCUGGGCCGGUCCUGGAGCGUCCCGGUCAUCAGGCACCUGUUCGCUCCGCUCAAGGAUUACUACGCCUGUGAAUAGACUCCAGGAACCCGACGCCACCUGUGGUCACACAGGGUGAUGCGAGUCAGGAGGUUCCUCAGAGUCCACAGCAGCUGUUAGGAUGCACUGUAACACACACUAACACACACUAACACACACUAACACACACUAACACACACACAGAAGAGGGGUUCAUCACCAACUCCUUCCUUUGGUUUAGAAAAUGAGGACUGCACAGGGAUUUAAUUAGAUUUCUUUAGAGGUAUUGUUUUUAAGUUGUCAACACUUCUUAGUUGUAGGAAAAUAGAAAACAAUUUAACACAACUUUUAAAGUGGCUUCAUAUCACAAAGUUUUAUCAACACUGCGUUUCUCUGAUGAUUAAAAUAUGUGACAGGCCGGUUGAUGUUAAUCUGAAGAAACUUUUAAUCUGACCUGAACCAAAGUUAUCGGGCGUCUUGAACGCCUCCUGCUGUUUCACUAGUCUCAGCAUUAUUAACACUAUUUUAAAUAUGAUCCGGCAAUUUCACCAAAACUACAUAUCCCAUAAGUCUUAGCCACAGAAAUACUGUGAAGGAGGAAAAACAACUUUUAUUAAAGGUUUUAUGAACAUGUUUGUGUAGAUAGUGUGAAACACACAAAUACUUGAAACAAAGCCAACGCAAGAACAGAUGUGGAGGUUUUGUCUUUUAUCGACGUUUCAAACCGCUUAGAAACUAAGAGUGGUUAUGUUUCUUUGACUGUAGAUGUUUGAUUAUUGUUUUAAUGAUAAAGCAGCUGGAGGCCAGCGUCUCCACGGAAACAAGUGAGUCCGUCACUUCAGUUAAAACCUUUUUCCAGAAAUUGAAAAAAACUAUAUUUUUGUAAACUAGCACUGACUACUUUUUCUAAGUUUUUCAGUUUCAAAAAGACUCUAAAGAUUUAAAGGACUGAACCAUUUAGAAGAUGCUUCACUAAGGUCCCUGUGGGGAACAUGCUUCUGUGUACAGUACGUUUACAUCAUGACACGUAAUGAUCAUCUGUUUCCAGAAGAAGCAUUGAGUUCUCUACUGAGGAUCCCGGGUCAGUUUGUGUUUCCUGGUCCAAGGCUUCAGCUUCAGGGUGUGAACCAGGAACCUGUGACCUCACUCACUGGAACAUGGCGUCCAUCUUUCAGAUAUUGAUGUUGUUUUGAAAACUGGAAGAUUUUUUUCUAAUGACACCAAAUUAAAGUAAACGGGCAUUACCUCAGACACCUUAGUGUCUCUGUUCUGUGAAUAUGUUCUGCUCCCAUGUGACCUGUAUGUUUAUAUAACUAUAUUUAGCUUGUUACCACUGGAACUGUUUUUUUACACAGUGUUGUGUUUACUGUAUCCAUAGAAAAGUUUACAAGUUACUUAGUAAGAGUUCUGGCUCGGACUCCUCUGGUGCUCAGAGCCACAGGAUCACGUCUGAUUUCACAGCUGUUAAAAACUCAAAGUGACUGUUUACAUGCUUCGUUAACACUGAUGAACGUGGAAGGUUCAACGGAACCAGGACACAAGUUCUUCUCUUUUGUAACCGUGCUCUUUUAAGACUUUAUGUAUAUUAGGAAGAUACAUUUUAUAUUAACACCGUUCAAAGCUUGCUUGAAACUUGUUAUAUUAUAACACGACAUAGAACGUUAAUCAAUAGCUGUUUACAGAGUUUGUUAUUUAGAUGUAAACCAUUUGCGUGUGUGAUAGUCUUCUGAGAACAGUUUCUACUCUUUUCUCUUAAGCUGUUUUGUGCUUUAUCUUUGAUCAGAUUCAGAUUGUGUUUCUGUUUUCAGUUUUGUCAUUUUACUUUUUAUGAAUCUAAACUGCAAAAGCCUUUGAAAAGAUCGGAUUCUGUUAUUUUUGUACUUCUUUAAGGGAAAACCCUUGUUCUUUUUUUUAUAUUUGUGUAUUUCCU